This is a messenger RNA of Sphaeramia orbicularis (orbiculate cardinalfish), 2204 nucleotides long. Its product is annotated as solute carrier family 2, facilitated glucose transporter member 8-like. The record is from RefSeq and is a predicted model, not a curated record. Gene Ontology annotation, cellular component: membrane. Gene Ontology annotation, biological process: D-glucose transmembrane transport. Gene Ontology annotation, molecular function: D-glucose transmembrane transporter activity. The transcript is spliced from 10 exons. NCBI's taxonomy places the organism in Eukaryota, Metazoa, Chordata, Actinopteri, Kurtiformes, Apogonidae. Bases 249 to 1739 code for a protein of 496 amino acids.
UCAGCUGACUGACAUGUUGACAAAGCAGGUCUUCUACCGGUGGAAGAAGCACACACACCGGGCCGGUCCGGUCCACGAACGCAUCACCGGGUCUUCGCCGCUGAAAUGACCCGUGUUUACUUCACGGACCGUGGUUUUUCCGUAGAUUUUCCCAGGUUCUUUGCUGGUGUUUCCGGUUUCGCCUGUUUCUAACCGGGCUCGGUUGUUUUCCGUGGAGGUAAACGGACCUGAGGCCGACGGUGAGCGGGAUGGACGUCCAGGAGGAGAGGAGGAGGCUGCUGGAGGGGGAGGGGGAGGGGGAGGAGGACCCCACAGGACUCAUGUCUGAGCAGGAGGCGUACCUGAGUAAAGUGAAAAACAGGAAGUUGUACCUGGCGACGUUUGCGUCCGUCCUGGGGCCCAUGAGCUUCGGUUUCGUGUUGGGCUACAGUUCUCCGGCCAUCCCGGACCUCAGGAGCAUCUCCGACCCCCGGCUGCGACUGGACGCCGACCAGGCUUCGUGGUUCGGGUCCAUCGUGACGGUGGGCGCGGCGCUCGGCGGUCUGCUGGGCGGUUGGAUGGUGGAGCGGAUCGGCAGGAAGCUCAGCCUCAUGUUCUGCUCGCUGCCGUUCGUCUUUGGCUUCACCGUCAUCAUUGCGGCGCAGAACGUGUGGAUGCUGUACAUCGGACGAGCGCUGACCGGCCUCGCCAGCGGAGUCACGUCGCUGGUCGUUCCGCUGUAUAUCUCUGAGAUGGCCCACGAGCGAGUCCGUGGGACUCUGGGCUCCUGUGUGCAGCUCAUGGUGGUGCUCGGCAUUCUGGGAGUGUACGCCGCAGGUCUGGUGGUCCACUGGCGCUGGUUGGCCAUCUGCUGCUCCAUCCCUCCGACGCUGCUCAUGGUGUUCAUGUGCUUCAUGCCGGAGACGCCUCGGUUCCUGUUGUCCCAGGGGAAGAGGAGGGAGGCUGAGGAGGCGCUGCGCUUCCUGAGGGGCCCCGACGCCCCCGUGGAGUGGGAAUGUGCCCGGAUCGAGGACGCCUGUGAGGAGCAGGGCUCGUCCUUCCAGAUGUCGGACCUGAAGGACCCCGGCGUCUACAAACCCCUGGUCGUCGGCGUCCUGCUCAUGGUGUUCCAGCAGCUGACCGGCAUCAACGCCAUCAUGUUCUACGCCGAGACCAUCUGUGAGCAGGCCCACCUGCCGGGGGACGUGGGCUCGGUCCUGGUGGGUCUGGUUCAGGUGGUCUUCACGGCGGUGGCAGCAGUGAUCAUGGACAGAGCUGGAAGAAAGGUCCUCCUGGUCAUCUCAGGCGUUGCCAUGGCGAUCAGCACCACCUCCUUCGGGGUUUACUUCUACCUGAUGUCCCAGCAGCCCCGGACCCCCACGGCGGCGCUGGACGUCAUGGCGACGGUGGCGCCCGCUCUGGACCUGAGGUGGUUGGCGCUGUGCAGCCUGGCGGUCUUCAUCACAGGUUUUGCUCUGGGGUGGGGUCCCAUCCCGUGGCUGGUCAUGUCCGAGAUCUUCCCCGUCAAAGUGCGAGGCUUCGCCAGCGCCGUGUGCGUCCUGACCAACUGGAGCAUGGCAUUCGUGGUCACUAAGACCUUCCAUGACAUGAUGGACCACCUGACCAGCGCCGGGACCUUCUGGCUGUUCGCCUCCAUCUGCUCCGUCAACGUCAUCUUCACCAUCGUCUUCCUCCCAGAAACCAAAGGGAAGACGCUGGAGCAGAUCGAAGCCAUUUUCAGAGGGACGUCGGGCCCCUGAAGCUCCGCCCACUCGCCAAAAAAACCAUCACACCUUUUGAAAUAUGAGUGAACUGAUCAGUCCUGGAGACGCUGCGUGGGCAUUUGGUGUUUUUUAUAUCAUUUAUUUAACCUGGUGGAUGUUUCAGAGUAUUUCAUACGUCUUUUCCAAGUGUCUUUGAGAUCAAAGAACAGACGUCACACGUUUUAACCCCAUAAUUCAGCCUGAAACGCAGAUUUAAAACCUGUUUGACUGAGGUACGAACCCCAUCAGGCUGCUUUGACUGACUUCCACAUCCUGACAGAUUCCAUUUGUGAUGUAAUUGUUCAUUUUUUUCCCCAAAUAUGUUAAAAUAUUGUGUUUAUUUCACUUCCUCUGAGAGCUGACGUUGGACUGGAAGCUACAGGUUCAUGUAAUAAGCUAAAAAAAAAAAAGAAAUAUGGAAGUUUAUCAAGAAUUUAGAUAAUGUUUUUUAAACCUUGACUA